UUUUUUUUUUUUUUUUGUAUUUUUCUUUUUACCCCUCUCUUUACAACAUGAUGGCCUCAACUGUUCGUACUGCUGCCAAGCAAUUGGAUUGGACCAAAUUGUCAGCUUCUCUUCCUCAAGAAACCGCUGCCUCUUUACAAGCUUUCCGAAAGCGAAAUGAAGAAGUCAAGCGUGUUUUGAAUGAAUUGAAGACUCAAUCUACCACCGUGGACUUUGCUCAUUAUCGUUCUGUAUUGAAGAACCAAGCUAUUAUCGAUUCCGCUGAAAAGUCUGUUCAAGGUUUUAAACCCGUUGCUUACAACUUGGAUGCUCAAUUGAAGGCUAUUGAUCAAUUUGAAGCCAAGGCUGUUGAAAAGGCUAAGAAGACUGUCCAACAAAUUGAUGUCGAACUUAAGGAUCUUCAUGCUACUCUUGAAAACAUUCAAGGUUCUCGACCUAUUGAACAACUCACUGUUGACGAUAUCAUUGCUGCCAAACCCGAAAUCAACAAGAAUGUCGAAUCUAUGGUUCAAAAGGGUCAAUACAAUGUUCCUGGUUACAAGGAAAAGUUCGGCGAUAUUUCUUACUUCUAAGUGUAGAGACCGAUUUUGGACUUGGGAUGGUUUUAUAGCAUCAUUGCCUUGUUUUAGAAUAGAUGAAAACUCUUUUUUUUUUGUGUAUCAACAUAUGAAAUAAUAAAAAUGUCAUGAAGUACGAUUUUUUUUUUU
Messenger RNA from Halteromyces radiatus, 707 nucleotides. RefSeq lists its product as uncharacterized. The record is from RefSeq and is a predicted model, not a curated record. Gene Ontology annotation, biological process: proton motive force-driven ATP synthesis. The transcript is spliced from 3 exons. Gene Ontology annotation, molecular function: proton transmembrane transporter activity. Bases 48 to 572 code for a protein of 174 amino acids. Lineage: Eukaryota; Fungi; Mucoromycota; Mucoromycetes; Mucorales; Cunninghamellaceae.